This is a messenger RNA of Acytostelium subglobosum LB1, 1215 nucleotides long. RefSeq lists its product as hypothetical. The record is from RefSeq and is a predicted model, not a curated record. The transcript has a single exon. Bases 1 to 1215 code for a protein of 404 amino acids. NCBI's taxonomy places the organism in Eukaryota, Evosea, Eumycetozoa, Acytosteliales, Acytosteliaceae.
AUGGUGUUGGAUGAGUUGGCCCAGAGACCAGUUGAGUUGGGCAUCUACUUUGGCGCAGAGGCCACGACCUUGCCCGUGUUACAACAAGCCAAUCUGAAACUAUUGUCCAUCAUUGGCAGUCAGCGCCAACAACUACAACGUUGUCACUUGCCUACAACGCUCCAGCAUCUAAUGUUGGGAUCAAAGUUUGAGGGCACUCUGAACGGUUUGUUGCCCGACGGCUUGACGAACCUGGAUCUCUCAUUCAGCAGUGAAUGGAACCAACUGAUCACGCCUGAUUCAUUGCCAAGCAAACUCGAGACACUCACUCUGUCGAGGUCGUUCAAUCAAGAGAUACAUCCACGAACAUUCCCGCCCGCGCUCAAGUCGAUCAUCUUUGGCAAAGACUUCAACCAGCCACUGAGUGGCCUGUUGCCUCCAUCGCUCACCCACCUUGACUUGAGUAUUUGGGGAGACUAUCAUCACGAUCUGGCCAACCUUCCAAUCAGUCUCACAUCGAUCCACCUACCGACGAGGUUCAGAGGCACGCUCAAUCAUCCUCCACUCCAAUUCAUGAGACUUCAUGAUCCUGUCCGAAUGGGCCACCCAUUACUGGUACUCAGAGAGUUGCACAUUGAGAGCCUCGAUCAUGCGAGUGUCUUUGAUGCAUCACUCUUCCCAAACAUCUCUCGUUUGAAGGUUUCCAGAGAAGCUCAGUGGUUGGACCUAUCAACCCUGCCUUGGACCACCCUAAAACGAUGCAAGCUUGUCUGUGAGGACAGUCUUGAAACAAACAUCAGUGCCAUCCCAUUCGGUGUGGAGAGGCUGGUUCUAGGCAAUUACAGCUUUGACCAGGCCACCACCGACACAUUGCCAUCAUCAAUCACACAACUAACUCUAGCAAGUUGUAUUGGUGUCAAGCCUGGACACAUCCCGCCAUCAGUCACAUCGUUGAAGCUCAAAUGGACGUCCAUGACCGAAGUGAUACAGGCCAUCCCUACAACAACAUCUCUUCGACAUCUUACAUUGAUCGAUCACCAGUUCAGAGGAUGGAGUCUCUUUGUCCAACGCUUACCAAAGUCAAUCAGUACCCUAUUCCUAUCCAACGUUGAUCAGAGUCUCGAACUAGUUCGACUGACUGAUCAACUAUACUUCCGAGUCAGUCAAUCAAUCAAAGAGAUUGGAUUCAUGGACACUCUCGCCAUCCAAUCAAUCUUCGCACUGCCUGCCGAUUAA